Messenger RNA from Melozone crissalis (California towhee), 696 nucleotides. It is a transcript of the gene RBPMS2, whose product is annotated as RNA binding protein, mRNA processing factor 2. The coding region runs from base 1 to 603 and encodes 200 amino acids. Gene Ontology annotation, biological process: negative regulation of smooth muscle cell differentiation. NCBI's taxonomy places the organism in Eukaryota, Metazoa, Chordata, Aves, Passeriformes, Passerellidae. The transcript is spliced from 8 exons. Gene Ontology annotation, molecular function: protein homodimerization activity; mRNA binding. The record is from RefSeq and is a predicted model, not a curated record.
AUGAGCAACCUCAACAAGGACACCGAGCACACCAACGGCGGCGGCACCGUCGAGGAGGAGGUACGGACGCUGUUUGUCAGUGGCCUUCCUGUGGAUAUCAAACCCAGAGAGCUCUACCUUCUCUUCCGACCUUUCAAGGGUUAUGAGGGGUCACUGAUCAAGCUGACUUCAAAGCAGCCAGUGGGUUUUGUGACCUUCGACAGCCGGGCUGGCGCUGAAGCAGCCAAGAACGCCUUGAAUGGCAUCCGCUUCGACCCCGAGAACCCGCAGACCUUGCGGUUAGAGUUCGCCAAAGCCAACACCAAGAUGGCCAAGAGCAAGCUGAUGGCCACCCCGAACCCCACCAACAUCCACCCUGCCCUGGGUGCGCACUUCAUUGCACGGGACCCCUAUGACCUGACUGGAGCGGCUCUCAUCCCGGCGUCCCCGGAGGCGUGGGCUCCCUACCCGCUGUACACCACGGAGCUGACCCCGGCCAUCCCCCACGCCGCCUUCACGUACCCGGCAGCGGCAGCCGCGGCCGCCGCUCUGCACGCUCAGAUGCGCUGGUACCCUCCCUCUGAAGCUACCCAGCAAGGAUGGAAGUCUCGUCAGUUUUGUUAGUUCAUUAUGUCUCUCCUGGGCUUGUGUUCCUCCUCCCUGCCUCUCCACAGCGGGAUGUGCCAGGGACGAUCGCUCCCCUCCUCUGGAUUGGGU